Trifolium pratense (red clover) is the source of this 793-nucleotide messenger RNA. Its product is annotated as inactive protein RESTRICTED TEV MOVEMENT 2-like. Bases 90 to 599 code for a protein of 169 amino acids. NCBI's taxonomy places the organism in Eukaryota, Viridiplantae, Streptophyta, Magnoliopsida, Fabales, Fabaceae. The record is from RefSeq and is a predicted model, not a curated record. The transcript is spliced from 2 exons.
AUUCAUUCAUUCAAUACAUUUUCAUAACUUUUGGCAUUUGAAAAAUCUCAAAUUGAAAAGAGAAGAGAAGCCACUAGUCAUCAUAUUCAAUGGAAACCAAAGCUGUUGAAGCUACUAACAAUCGAUUGUAUGAAGAUUUUGAACCUUAUUGCAAAUGGCUCACAAAGGAAGGACAAAAGAUUCUUGAGAUUGAUUUAAAGGGUUUCAAAAAGGAGCAACUUAAGGUUCAAAGCAACAAUAAAGGGAUCCUAAAAAUUUACGGAGAAAAGUCUCUUGGUACAUCUAGUAAGAAAUGGAGCCGUUUCAACAAAGAAAUUAGGAUUUCAAAAGAUUGUGAUGUGAAUAGAAUUCAAGCAAAGUUUUCUCAAGGGAUUCUUUCUAUUGUAAUACCAAAAAGUGAAGUAAUUCAACAUACCAAAGAUGCAACCAUAAGGAAACAUUCAUUUUGGGGGGUGCCAAAGAGAAAAAGAUUAACCAUUCAAAUUGUUAUUGGAGCAGUUGCUUUGGUGGCACUAGGAACUUAUGUGGCACGAGUAGUAUUAUUAGUAAAUAAAAAACAUCAUGAUGCAUUUGGCAAGGUUAAUGUUGUUAAUGUUUAAUUUGAUCAUUAUACAAUAUAUGUCAAGUGAUGCCACCAAAAAAUAAAAAUGAAGCAUAUGUUUGCUUUAUUUACUAUAUAUAUGGUGAUGAGAAAGUGGACAUGGUGAUGAGAAAGUGGACAAGGUGGACUUGAUUAAUAUCUUCUUGUAACUUGCUAUCUUUGAAGAAUAAUAAUGUAAAAAAAAAUUGCAAA